Momordica charantia (bitter melon) is the source of this 2281-nucleotide messenger RNA. RefSeq names its product scarecrow-like protein 3. Lineage: Eukaryota; Viridiplantae; Streptophyta; Magnoliopsida; Cucurbitales; Cucurbitaceae. The record is from RefSeq and is a predicted model, not a curated record.
AGUGGUGAGGUGAAUGGGUUUUUGGAUUCAUUUGAAAAGAAAGCCUUUCUUUUUUUCCUUGCUUUCUUUGCAAUUCCCACUAUCACCCACUAAGCAACAAUGGAGGGUGGUUGUUUUGUUUUGUUAGGGCAUGUUUGGAUCGGUGGUAAAUUCUGGAAUGCUUCCAAAUUCUGGCCAGCUCUUAUUCGCAUCCACUCCACAUCCUGCCAAAACCCAUCAAUUUAGAGAGAGAAGCAACACGAAUGUGGAGAGGGAAACUUUCUGCAGUUGUGAAAUUGAAAUUCCUUAUUCUUCUGAUCCUACAAAACAAGGACAAAUCAAUGGCGACAAAAACAAUCCCCUGUAUUGUAUUGUCUCUAACGCAGCCAUGGAAAAGUCGCUCCAGACAAAGCCCUUUGAUUCCAGGGUGCUCAUCAAAACCCCACGCCAUGAACCCUACACGCCUCUAUCUUUGAAACAGAGUUCGUCUAUCGUUUUACCGAGCUAGAGGAUUUCUUAUAUAAUUCUGUUUUUCUUAUUUCUGUGGGUGGUUUCGAUCGGGGAAUUCGACUUUUCUGUAGCUACGCUACCCAUCGUUUCGUUUUGAUCUCUUCUGAGUACUUUAAUGGCAGGAAUGUUUAAUGGGGAGGGAUCCUCGUCGGUAACUUCAUCGCCUCUUCAGCUCUUUCCAUGGUCGUUAUCUCCCGGUCUAGGAUCGCCUUAUCCGUUUUUAAGGGAGCUUAAAUCUGAGGAGAGAGGCUUGUGUCUGAUUCACCUUCUUCUUGCCUGUGCCAACCAAGUUGCUAUUGGUAACAUUGAGAAUGCUAAUGUUGGCCUUGAGCAAAUUUCCCACCUUGCUUCGCCGGACGGAGACACAAUGCAGCGGAUUGCUGCUUACUUCACCGAGGCACUCGCUGAUCGGAUACUUAAAUCCUGGCCUGGUUUACACAAAGCCCUGAACUCUACCAAAAUAUUGUCGGUCCCGGAAGAGAUUCUUGCGCAGAGAUUGUUCUUUGAGUUAUGUCCUUUCUUGAAGCUGGCUUAUGUGAUAACGAAUCAGGCUAUUAUUGAAGCCAUGGAUGGAGAAAGGAUGAUUCAUAUCAUUGAUUUCAAAUCAUGUGAGCCUGCACAGUGGAUAAACCUUCUUCAGACGUUGAAAGAUAGGCCAGACGGUCCGCCCCACUUGCGAAUAACCGGGAUUCACGAACAGAAGGAGGUGUUGGAACAGAUGGCUCUCAGGCUGACUGAAGAGGCCGAAAAAUGGGACAUACCUUUUCAGUUCACUCCAGUAGUUAGCAAGUUAGAAAACCUUGACCUGGAAAGUUUAAGAGUGAAGACAGGGGAAGCACUUGCAGUCAGCUCCAUCCUCGAACUUCACUCAAUUUUGGCUACGGACGACGAUAAGAAAACCUCGCCAUCUGCAUCGAAUAACUUGCAAAAACUCUUACGUAUGAAGCAGCGAACACUCGGGGAGUGGCUCGAGACAGAUUCGUUGCAAUUCACAAGCCCUGAUUCAACCUCUGUAUCUUCUCCAUCCGGAUUGAACCCUUCCCAAAAGAUGAAUACUUUUUUGACUUCACUCUGGGGACUGUCUCCAAAAGUGGUGGUAAUAACCGAGCAAGAAUCGAACCUGAAUGGAUCUGCUUUCAUGGAGAGAGUACUAGAAGCACUAAACUUCUAUGCUGCAUUGUUCGAUUGCUUGGAGUCCACCGUAACGAGAUCAUCCAUCGAGCGACAAAGGGUCGAGAAGAUGCUUUUGGGAGAGGAAAUCAAAAACAUCAUUGCUUGCGAGGGGGCAGAGAGAAAGGAGAGGCACGAAAAGCUCGAGAAAUGGAUACUGAGGCUCGAAUCCGUGGGGUUCGGGAGGGUUCAGAUGAGCUAUCAUAGUAUGUUACUGGGAAGUAGAUUGUUGCAGAGCUAUGGCUAUGAUGGGUACAAAGUUAAAGAAGAUAAUGGAUUUUUGUUCAUCUGUUGGCAAGAUAGGCCUCUUUUUUCUGUCUCAGCCUGGGGAUUUCAAAGGCAAAGCUGAUGACAGAUACAAUUUUACUGCAAAAGGAGGAAUUUAAUGCCCUUUUUGACUUUCUUCUUCUUUUUGUAACCAAUUUUUGUUGGUAUAAAUGUGUUCCAAGACUUCACUUCCUCUCAGCAAAUGCAUAUUGUAACAAGGGUUCUUCAGGGUUUUUUUUUUUUUGGGUAUUUGGUUUUAUUUAAUUUUUCUUCAGGUUUCCUUUUCCAGUUUUUAAGCUCACCCAUUGUACAUACAGCACUAAUAGUUAUGGAGUUCAGGUUUUUGGUAUCUAAA